Messenger RNA from Seriola dumerili (greater amberjack), 1563 nucleotides. RefSeq names its product potassium voltage-gated channel modifier subfamily G member 1 (gene kcng1). The transcript is spliced from 2 exons. The coding region runs from base 1 to 1563 and encodes 520 amino acids. Gene Ontology annotation, molecular function: delayed rectifier potassium channel activity. Gene Ontology annotation, cellular component: voltage-gated potassium channel complex; membrane. The record is from RefSeq and is a predicted model, not a curated record. Gene Ontology annotation, biological process: potassium ion transmembrane transport; protein homooligomerization; regulation of delayed rectifier potassium channel activity. NCBI's taxonomy places the organism in Eukaryota, Metazoa, Chordata, Actinopteri, Carangiformes, Carangidae.
AUGACCCUGUUGGCGGGUGAUGGCUCCGACUAUGACUACAGUGCCCUGAGCUGUGCCUCUGACACCUCCCUCAACCCACCUCCCAUACAAGAGGAGGAGGCUCGAAAGGGGGCUUUCUACAAGAGGGCGCAGCGUGCUCCUGAGCUCAGUGCCAUCCAUGACGACUCCUCACUCUCCAGCGCCCGCAAACUCCACGCCAUCAUCAAUGUGGGCGGCCUGCGUUACCAGCUGCCUUGGACCACCUUAGAAGACUUCCCCCUGUCUCGUCUGGGCCAGCUGCACCUCUGCAGCAGCUUUGAUGAGAUCAUGCGUAUCUGUGAUGACUAUGAUGUUACACACAAUGAGUUCUUCUUCGACCGCAGCCCCUGUGCCUUCCGGACCAUCCUGACCUUCCUGCGGGCAGGUAAGCUGCGGUCGCUCAGGGAGAUGUGCGCCCUCUCCUUCAGGGAGGAGCUGCUCUACUGGGGGGUCCCCGAGGAGAACCUGGAGUGGUGCUGUCGCCGGCGUCUGCUGCAGCGUGUGGAGGAGUUUGAAGCAAUGGAGAGGGCAGAGGAGGAGGAGGAACUCCUGGAGGAUCUGUUGGAUACAGACAGUGGCGACAGGGCGCAUGAAGCCGAGUCCAGAGUCAGCCGAUGCAUGAGCAAGCUAAGAGACAUGGUGGAGAGGCCUCACUCCGGCCUCCCAGGGAAGAUCUUUGCUUGUUUGUCAGUUUUGUUUGUCACCAUCACUGCCAUCAACCUAUCCAUCAGCACCAUGCCUGCCAUGAGGGAGGAGGAGGAGGCGGGUACGUGCUCCCAGAUGUGCUACAACAUCUUCAUUGUGGAGACGGUGUGCGUGGCCUGGUUCUCCCUGGAGUUCACCCUGCGCUUCAUUCAGGAUCGCAGCAAGCUGACCUUCCUCAGACAGCCCCUGAACCUCAUCGAUGUGGUGGCCAUCUUGCCCUACUACAUCACCCUGCUGGUAGACAGCACCUCCAAAGGGGAGAAGCGGCCAGGGUCUGGCAGCAGCUACUUGGACAAAGUGGGCUUGGUGCUGCGCGUCCUGAGAGCCCUGCGCAUCCUCUACGUGAUGCGACUAGCUCGCCAUUCACUGGGCCUGCAGACUCUGGGCUUGACGGCACGCCGCUGCACACGAGAGUUUGGACUGCUCCUCCUGUUCCUGUGUGUGGCCAUCGCACUGUAUUCCCCCUUGCUGUAUUUGAUUGAGAACGAAAUGGCCACCACGCAGGAGUUCACCAGCAUCCCUGCUACUUACUGGUGGGCUGUCAUCACCAUGACGACAGUGGGCUAUGGGGACAUGGUGCCGAGGAGCAUCCCGGGGCAGGUGGUGGCUCUCAGCAGCAUCCUGAGCGGGAUCCUUCUCAUGGCCUUCCCCGUCACCUCCAUCUUCCACACCUUCUCUCGCUCCUACGUGGAGCUGAAGCAGGAGCAGCAGAGGCUGCUGCAGAGGAGGACACACUUUCUGCUGCGCAGCCGCAUGGCCGGCCUGGGCAGCAACCUCUCCUUAGAGAGCGACAUGCUCUUCCCCAUGGGGUCAUCUGACACCAGAGACAUGGACGACUGA